UGGGAGAGCAGGGACAGAGUGGACUUAUUGUGUCAGGAAGCAGAGUCUCUGCCUGCUGCAGCCAGCAGCACGGGUCACCAUGCAGAGAUCCCCGCUGGAGAAAGCCAAUAUUCUGUCCAAGAUCUUCUUCAGUUGGACCAAGCCAAUUCUGAGGAAAGGUUACAGGCAGCGUCUGGAAUUAUCAGAUAUUUAUCAAAUCCCUACAGAUGAUAGUGCAGAUAACCUUUCAGAAAGAUUGGAGAGAGAAUGGGACAGGGAGCUGGCAACUUCAAAGAAAAAUCCCAAAUUAAUUAACGCACUGAAAAGAUGUUUCUUCUGGAAGUUUUUUUUCUAUGGUAUUUUAUUAUAUUUAGGGGAAGUUACCAAAGCAGUUCAGCCACUUUUACUUGGAAGAAUCAUUGCCUCUUAUGAUCCAGACAAUUCUCAUGAACGCUCAAUUGCUUAUUACCUGGGGAUCGGCCUUUGCCUGCUUUUUUUUAUCAGAAUGCUGCUUUUACACCCUGCAAUUUUUGGACUCCACCACAUAGGAAUGCAAAUGAGAAUAGCAAUGUUUAGUUUAAUUUAUAAAAAGACAUUAAAACUUUCAAGCAAAGUUUUGGAUAAAAUAAGUACAGGCCAACUUGUAAGUCUUCUAUCAAACAACCUAAAUAAAUUUGAUGAGGGUUUAGCUUUGGCUCAUUUUGUCUGGAUCGCUCCGCUGCAAGUGAUUUUAUUGAUGGGUCUCUUGUGGGACUUGCUGCAAGCCACGGCAUUUUGUGGCUUAGGAUUUCUGGUUUUACUUGCAUUCUUCCAAGCAUGGUUAGGUCGCAUGAUGAUGAAAUACAGAGACAGGAGAGCUGGAAAGAUCAAUGAAAGACUUGUGAUUACAUCUGAAAUUAUUGACAACAUACAGUCAGUAAAGGCCUAUUGUUGGGAGGAUGCAAUGGAAAAAAUUAUUGAAGCAAUAAGACAGACUGAGCUAAAGCUUACACGGAAAGCUGCCUAUGUGAGAUACUUCAACAGCUCUGCCUUCUUCUUCUCUGGGUUUUUUGUGGUGUUUCUGUCUGUGCUGCCUCAGGCGUUAAUAAAUGGAAUAGCACUGCGCAAAAUCUUUACCACAAUUUCAUUCAGCAUUGUCCUUCGUAUGGCAGUUACUAGACAGUUCCCCUGGGCUGUACAGACCUGGUACGACUCACUGGGUGUUAUCAAUAAAAUACAGGAUUUCCUGCAAAAAGAAGAACAUAAAUCUUUGGAAUAUAAUUUAACAACCACGGAGGUUGCAAUGGAGAAUGUUACAGCGUCUUGGGAUGAGGGUAUUGGUGAGUUUUUUGAAAAAGCAAAACUUGAAGCAAAUGGAGGUACGGUAUCGAACGACGAGCCAAACUUGUUCUUUGGCAAUUUUUCACUACAUGUCACACCAGUCCUUUCAGAUAUCAAUUUUAAAAUAGAAAAAGGAGAGUUACUAGCAGUUGCUGGAUCAACGGGAGCUGGAAAGACCUCUCUGUUGAUGAUGAUAAUGGGGGAACUCGUUCCAUCUGCAGGAAAGAUAAAGCACAGUGGAAGAAUCUCCUUUUCCCCUCAGAUUUCCUGGAUUAUGCCUGGAACAAUAAAAGAAAAUAUCAUCUUUGGUGUUUCUUAUGACCAUUAUAGAUACAAGAGUGUUAUAAAAGCCUGCCAGCUGGAAGAGGACAUUGCAAAGUUUCCAGAGAAAGACAACACUGUCCUAGGAGAAGGUGGUAUAACAUUAAGUGGAGGCCAACGAGCAAGGAUAUCACUAGCAAGAGCUGUGUACAAAGAUGCUGAUCUCUACCUUCUGGAUGCUCCAUUCAGUUAUCUGGAUCUGUUUACGGAAAAGGAAAUCUUUGAAAGCUGUGUUUGUAAGCUUAUGGCCAACAAAACCAGAAUUUUAGUUACCUCAAAACUGGAACAGCUAAAAAAAGCUGACAAAAUCCUUAUUUUGCAUGAAGGAAGCUGCUAUUUUUGUGGAACAUUUGCUGAACUUCAAAAUCAACGUCCUGAAUUCAGCUCACAGCUUAUGGGAUUUGACUCCUUUGAUCACUUCAGUGCAGAGCGCAGAAACUCAAUAUUGACUGAAACAUUAAGGAGAUGCUCUAUUGACAGUGACCCGUUAGCUAUAAGAAAUGAAGUCAGAAAUAAGUCUUUUAAGCAAACUGCAGACUUUAAUGAAAUGAGAAAAAACUCAAUUAUUAAUUCGCGAAAGGCCAGCAGGAAAUUUUCCAUCAUACAGAAAGCUUCAUCACAAAUGGGUGGAAUUGAGGAAGAAUCCCCAAUAGAAACAGAAGAGAGAAAGCUGUCCUUAGUUCCUGAUUCUGAGCAAGGGGAAGCAAAUCUUCCCAGAAGCAACAUUCUUAACACAGGACCUACCUUUCAAGGAAGAAGAAGGCAGUCUGUAUUAAACCUAAUGACUCGCACCUCCAUUUCACCAGGCGCUGGUGCUUACCCAAGAGGAAAUGCCUCCAUUCGUAAAAUGUCAUUGGCUCCUCCGUCCAAACUGGCAUCUGAUGUAGAUAUUUACAGUAGACGUUCUUCUCAAGACAGUGUCUUGGAAAUAAAUGAAGAUUUUGAUGAAGAAGAUUUAAAGGAAUGUUUCUUAGAUGAUACAGACAGUUCAACUCCAGCCACCACGUGGAACACAUAUUUGAGAUAUGUGUCAGUUCACAAAAAUUUGAUAUUUGUCCUUGUCUUUUGUUUAGUCAUUUUUUUAGUUGAGGUCGCUGCUUCAUUAGUAGGAAUGUGGCUUAUUAAUAAUAGCAGUGCUCCAGGGAACAAAACAAGCAAACAAGAGAAUAUAACCUCCAAUUUACCGGACAGCCUGGCAGUAAUCGUGACCAGCACAAGUUCUUACUAUGUAUUUUACAUUUAUGUUGGGGUGGCAGACUCCUUGCUUGCUCUAGGAAUUUUCAGAGGACUUCCUCUCGUUCACAGCCUUAUAACCGUUUCCAAAGUGCUACACAAAAAGAUGUUGUAUGCCGUUCUCCAUGCCCCUAUGUCUACAUUCAAUACAAUGAGAGCAGGAAAAAUCCUGAACAGGUUUUCAAAAGAUACCGCAAUACUGGAUGAUUUACUACCUCUGACAAUAUUUGACUUCAUACAGUUAAUCCUAAUUGUGAUUGGUGCAAUAACAGUUGUGUCGAUAAUAGAGCCAUACAUUUUCUUGGCAACGGUUCCUGUCAUUAUCACAUUCAUUUUGUUAAGAUCCUACUUUCUUCACACAUCACAACAACUAAAACAAUUAGAAUCUGAAGCUCGUAGUCCAAUUUUUGCUCACCUCAUAACAAGUUUAAAAGGUUUAUGGACUUUGAGAGCAUUUGGAAGACAACCGUACUUUGAAGCCCUUUUUCACAAAGCACUGAAUCUACAUACAGCAAAUUGGUUUCUCUACCUCUCCACACUACGAUGGUUUCAGAUGACCAUAGAAAUGAUCUUUGUCAUUUUCUUCAGUGCUGUCACUUUUAUCUCGAUUGCAACAACAGGUGAAGGAGAAGGAAAAGUUGGAAUAGUUUUAACUUUAGCUAUGAAUAUUAUGAACACCUUGCAGUGGGCUGUAAACUCGAGCAUUGAUGUGGACAGUUUGAUGCGAUCUGUUAGUAGAAUCUUUCGUUUCAUUGAUAUUCCAAAUGAGGAUUUUAAAAACAAAAAGGCUAAAAAGGAUGAUCUGUCUGAGGUUCUUAUAAUUGAAAAUGAAUUUGCAAAGAAAGAUAGAGAUUGGCCAUCUGGGGGUCAAAUGAGUGUCAAAAACCUUUCUGCAAAAUAUGUGGAUGAAGGCCAUGCUGUGUUGGAAAACAUUACCUUCUCAAUAAGUCCUGGACAAAGGGUAGGGUUAUUAGGAAGAACUGGAUCAGGAAAGAGCACCCUGCUGUCUGCAUUUUUGGGUUUGCUGUCUACACAAGGGGAUAUUCAAAUUGAUGGCGUAUCUUGGCAAACGACCCCACUACAGAAAUGGCGAAAAGCUUUUGGCGUUGUACCUCAGAAAGUGUUCAUAUUUUCUGGAACAUUCCGAAAGAACCUGGACCCGUAUGGAAAAUGGAGUGAUGAAGAAAUCUGGAAAGUGGCUGAUGAGGUUGGUUUAAAAUCGAUCAUUGAGCAGUUUCCAGGCCAGAUGGAUUUUGUUCUUCUGGAUGGGGGUUGCGUACUAAGCCACGGUCACAAGCAGCUAAUGUGCCUUGCAAGAUCUGUUCUCAGCAAAGCAAAAAUUCUUCUUCUUGAUGAACCAAGUGCUCAUUUAGAUCCCAUAACCUUCCAAAUAAUUCGAAAAACGCUAAAACAUGCAUUUGCAGAUUGUACAGUAAUACUUUCUGAACAUAGACUGGAGGCAAUGCUAGAAUGUCAACAAUUUCUGGUAAUUGAAGAAAAUACAGUGCGACAAUACGACUCGAUUCAGAAACUCAUGAAUGAAAAGAGUUUCUUCAAACAAGCCAUGAGCCAGUCUGAUCGCUUGAAGCUAUUCCCAUUACAUCGUAGAAAUUCAAGUAAAAGAAAAUCCAGACCCAAAAUCACUGCCUUACAAGAAGAAACUGAAGAAGAGGUACAGGAAACAAGACUGUGAUAACUCACAAAAGGCUUCCUGCAAUCUUUCCAUAUGCAUCCAUUUUGUUAGAUGCUUCUUGUGCCAAUGGACCAUAUAACUAAGGACAUUGAAAAACUAAAAUAAAGUUACGCUGAAAUCACCUGAUUUGAAACUGACUUUAAAUGUGACAUUGUCCAAAUAUUUAUACUGGCUCAUGUAUAAUGAUAGCAGUUUUGGUACGCAUUUGUAUGGUUAAGUUAUUUUUGUAUUCUUACUUUAAUGAUUAGACUCCAAAGAGGUUUAUCAUAGAAAAGUUUUGUGAUGCAUUGUAAGAAAUUCUGUAUUUGGGAUAAUAAUUUAGAAAAUAUUAAUAAUGUUAGGAGUGGUGUCUCUGUGGCCCAAAUUAUGUAACAAAUUAUGCACUGUUUUUUUGGACAGCCAACUCGUAGAACAAUUUUCAAGAGAUUUUUUUUUUAUUCUGGAUCGGAUCAGACAAAUAUUUGUUUUGACAAUUUUUAAUAUGCUGCAAAUACUAAAAAUGAACCAUGUAAAAAAUUGAUCAUAACAUACCAAUCUGAGAAUAUUUGGGGUCAAUAGUCAAUAUUACUUUAACAUUUUUUUCAUCAAACAAUUUAUUAAUUGUUGACAAAUAUUUUUACUUAGUAUUUCCAUACAAUUCUUAACUAUAUUUGUGAAAAAAUGUUUUAACCUCUUUGCAAAUAUCUACAAUGGUAUCUUAUUUAGCACCAUCUACAUACUGGUUAUUUGACAACACACAUUUUCCAUUUACCAGUCGAUAGAUUAUUAAUUAUUGUUUAAAAUGAGGGCUUUCCAGUGCUGGUUGUCCAUGUCUGGUGAAAUGGAGUUAUCAUUUUGAAUUGAGUUUUCUUUAAAUUUUGCAUUAUUAAAAUGUAACUGAAUUAUUUUGCAGUAUGGAUUGUUAACAAAUACAAUAAUAAGAUGUAACUGAAUGCUUUAAUCCAUGAAUGCAUAAACCAUUAUCUUUAAAGAAGGUCUUGCAUGAAAUGCAUCAGAUGUCAGCUACGCGUUUCUGAGUCAUGAGUAUGGUUACUAUUGGAAGCAGUUUAGGAACUUUUUUAAAUUGUUUAAUUCGGCAAAGUUUCAUUUUGAAACAAUUGCUGAUCUUUCUAGCUUGUGUAAAAGACACUGUCUUGUUGUAGUAGAACUAAAUGGAGAAUAAAGGAACACUUCAUUGUGACUUUGGGUGUCUAAUGUCACUUCCUGGUCCUGAAUUUACAUAAAAAAACCAUAGAGACUCAUUGGAGUUUUUUAGGUGUGCUUGCAGCUGAGCAAUGUAAUAGAGCACUUGCCAUCCUUUGAUAUAUUGACAAUUCUAAAGAUAUUAGCUAUAAUUUAUUAAUAUUUUUAUAAUAAAUUUGAUUACAAAUUAAAAUAAAAGAUAAAAAACUAAAACUUACUUCACUAGUAUGUUAAACAAUGUAUAGUGGUACAUCAAGACAUUAAUGUAUAUGUAUAUUCAUAUAUACAUAUCCCUGAUAAACAAAACACAUAUUUUUAUAUAGUAUGAUGUUAUCGAUUAAUAGAUAUUAUGUUUAGGAUAUAUUUAUUUUAAUGUUUAUUUAAAUUUGAUUUAAUAAUGCACUACACAACAACAAAAUAUAUUUGUAUAAAAAUAGUUUAUAUUGAAACUUGAUUAUUUUUUUUCUAAACGAAUUAUAAUUAAAAUGUAUUCUUUUCAUCUCAGAAAGCUAAGUUCUGUUUAUGUGCCUUAAGAUUUCCAAAAUAAAUCAUAUGAUGAUCUAACAAAACAUCUUGACAUAUGAUUUUAUUUUGAGGAAUACUGCCAGUUUUUGUAAAAUAUACUUCAGGUGCAAUUUAGUAGAAUAAGAUAAUGUGUGUGUCAUGUUCAGUCGUAUCACUGCCUUUAUAAAAUGUACACCUAUAAUAUAUUCAGUGUAUUUAUUGUAAUUACAGAUUUAAUAAAGUGAAUACUUUGUGUACAAA
Molecule: messenger RNA, 6493 nt
Organism: Bombina bombina (fire-bellied toad)
Lineage: Eukaryota; Metazoa; Chordata; Amphibia; Anura; Bombinatoridae
Gene: CFTR
Product: CF transmembrane conductance regulator
Exons: 27
Coding region: 80-4546 (1488 amino acids)
Biological process (GO): chloride transmembrane transport; bicarbonate transport
Cellular component (GO): apical plasma membrane; plasma membrane; cytosol
Molecular function (GO): ABC-type transporter activity; chloride channel activity; ATP binding
Source: RefSeq, a predicted model, not a curated record